CAGAGCCAAGGCCCUGGGGCUGCAUUCUGGUGCUUCCCUGGGAAAUGCCAGCUGUCUGUGGUGAGCACAAGGACAAGCUUAAAAUGAACUAUUUUCUUGGAGAAGAACAAAGAACGAGUUAGACUUCUAGGAACCACAGUCGGCCUGGUUCUUGCCCCCAGAGAAUUGUGCCCUAUGUUACAUUUUGGAACUGAACGGGUCUUUCUUGGACACAUCGAUAAGCCUCGCUUUAUGAAACUCUCUUCUAUGCUGCUUUAUCAAGCCUUGGGCUCCAAAAGCCCUCCUUUAUACCUGACCUUGUUGUCUUCAUGUUUGCAACUGAAAGCCAACUCUUUCUGUGUCAUAUUGAAACCAGAAGGCAGCCGAGUCUGGGCUCCUGCUGCCUGUCACCAUUUAGCCAAAAAGCAGAGACAAGGAUUGGAUUAUAAUUGUUCUUCUAUUAAUAUCAGAGGCCAGCACUCCAAGAAGGUGGCAGAUAGAAGUGGCAUUUCUUCUGGUAAUGCUGAAUAUACCUUAACAGAAAAAGGUGGGAAAAUCAGACAGAAUUUCAUGGAUUCAAGUGCCUGUACCAGAGAAAAAUUGGCCCAUGUGAGAGAUUGCAAAGCAGGUUCCAGUGGAAUACCUGUGAAACUGGUCACAAAUCUCUUUAGUUUGGGUCUGCCACAGGACUGGCAGCUGUACCAGUAUCAAGUGACGUAUAUGCCAGAUUUGGAAUCUAGAAGCUUGAGAAUUGCUUUGCUUUACAGUCACAGGGAACUUUCCAACAGAGCAAAAGCGUUUGAUGGGACCAUCCUUUUUCUCUCACAAAAGCUAGAAAAAAAGGUCACGGAAUUGUCAAGUGAAACUCGAAGAGGUGAGACUGUAAAGAUGACUAUCACUCUGACGCAGCAGCUGCCAGCAACCUCCCCUGUGUGCAUCCAGGUCUUCAGCAUCAUCUUUAAAAAGAUCUUAAAGAAAUUGUCCAUGUACCAAAUUGGACAGAACUUCUAUAAGCCUUCUGAGCCAGUGGAAAUUCCUCAGCACAAGUUGUCCCUUUGGCCUGGGUUCGCCAUUUCUGUGUCCCAGUUUGAAAGCCAGCUCUUGUUUAGUGCUGAUGUAAGUUAUAAAAUCCUCCGGAAUGAGACUGUUCUGGAAUUCAUGGCUGGUCUGUGCGACCAAACUGGCGUGUCUGGCUUCACCCACAUGUGUGAAAAACAUCUGCUUGGGCUCAUUGUCCUUACAAGAUACAAUAACAAAACCUAUCGCAUUGAUGACAUUGACUGGUCAGUGAAGCCCACAGACGUCUUUCAGAAGCGGGAUGGCACAGAGAUCACCUAUGUGGAUUACUACAAGCAGCAGUAUGAUAUUACUCUAUCUGACCUACAUCAGCCAAUGCUUGUUAGUCUGUUGAAAAGCCAGAGAAAUAACGCUGAGGCUCGGAUGGUCCACCUGAUACCCGAGCUCUGCUUUCUAACAGGACUGCCUAGCCAGGCAGCCUCUGAUUUCCAGGUGAUGAAAGCUGUGGCUGAAGAAACGCGUCUCAGUCCUGUAGGAAGGCAGCAGCACUUGGCCAGGCUUGCCGACGACAUCCAGAGAAACAAGGAUGCUCGUUUUGAGCUGGAGACCUGGGGGCUGCAUUUCGGAUGCCAGAUGUCACUGACUGGCCGGGUUGUGCCUUCAGAAAAAAUAUUAGUGCAAGGCCACAUAUGUCAACCCAUGUCUGCUGCUGAUUGGUCCAAGGAUAUUCGAACUUGCAAGAUUUUAAGUGCAAAAUCUCUGAAUAAAUGGUUGAUUAUAUGUAGCAACAGAGCUGAAAAUGUGACUGAGAACUUUCUGAGCUGCUUAAGAAGAGUUGGAAUUUCUAUGGGAUUUAAUGUGAACUACCCCAAAAUCAUGAAAGUACAAGAAAAUCCAGCUGCAUUUCUUGGUGCCAUACAGAAACAUGUUGGUCCUGAUGUUCAGUUGGUAAUGUGUAUUCUGCCUUCCAAUCAGCAGAGCUAUUACGAGUCCAUUAAAAAAUACUUGAGCUGCGACUGCCCUGUCCCAAGCCAGUGUGUGCGGGUUCACACCUUGAGUAAACAGGGAAUGAUGAUGAGCAUCGCCUCCAAGAUCGCCAUGCAGAUGACCUGUAAGCUCGGAGGCGAGCUGUGGGCUGUCGAGAUUCCUUUAAAGUCCCUGAUGGUAGUUGGCAUUGAUGUCUGUAAAGAUGCAUUCAACAAGGGGAUCAUGGUGGUUGGAUUCGUGGCCAGUGUUAACCUCAGAAUCACCAGGUGGUUUUCCCGCUGUAUCCUUCAGAGAACAACCACUGACAUUGCAGAUUGCUUAAAAGUUUUCAUGACCGGAGCACUCAACAAAUGGUACAAGUACAAUCAGGAUUUGCCAGCCCGGAUUGUUGUGUACCGUGAUGGUGUGGGGAAUGGUCAACUAAAAACACUUAUCGAAUACGAAGUACCACAGCUGCUGAGCAGUGUGACAGAAGCAAGGUCAAGUACAAGCUCCAAACUGUCGGUAAUCGUGGUCAGGAAGAAGUGCAUGCCACGAUUCUUUGUGGAAAGGAACCACACCUUACAGAACCCGCCACUUGGCACUGUGGUGGAUUCCGAAGCCACGCGUCCUGAAUGGUAUGACUUUUACUUGGUCAGCCAGGCUGCCUGUCGGGGAACUGUGAAUCCUACUUACUAUAAUGUCAUCUACGAUGACAAUGGCUUGAAGCCUGACCACAUGCAGAGGCUUACAUUCAAGCUAUGCCACUUGUACUUCAACUGGCCGGGUUUAAUCAGUGUCCCAGCACCGUGUCAGUAUGCACACAAGCUGACCUUCCUCGUGGCACAAAGCAUUCACAAAGAACCAAGUUUGGAAUUAGCCAAUUCUCUCUUCUACCUUUGAUGACACAAACUCUCACUCUCAGCCUUGCUGGACGAGGAAUCCCAGGAGCAGCGGGUAUACAGAACUUCUGUGAGCUUGCAGCUGUGACUGAGGAAAGGAAAUUGCACUUAGUUUUAACUUCUAGGAAAAACAAAACAAUUUAAUCUGAAACGGUUCAAAAGAAAUGUAUGUUGUUUUAUUUUAAAGUUAUAUGCUUGGAGUAAAUUCUCACUGUGCUAUAUGGAAUUAAAAUGUACCAUCACCUGUUAGUAAUUCCACAAAGCUAAAUACCUUCUAAGAAGUGUUUGCAUGGUGUAUGCAGAAGUGUUUUGAUGGAUAGGUACAUGGGGUCUAAUUUCCAUCCCAAAUGUUUAAGUUUUUUUUUAAUAGUGUUAUAGAGCAUUUUGCAGAGUUUAGUUAUUAGAAAAUAAAGAAAAUUUAG
This is a messenger RNA of Phyllostomus hastatus (greater spear-nosed bat), 3286 nucleotides long. RefSeq names its product piwi like RNA-mediated gene silencing 4 (gene PIWIL4). The record is from RefSeq and is a predicted model, not a curated record. Gene Ontology annotation, cellular component: P granule. Lineage: Eukaryota; Metazoa; Chordata; Mammalia; Chiroptera; Phyllostomidae. The coding region runs from base 175 to 2865 and encodes 896 amino acids. Gene Ontology annotation, biological process: regulatory ncRNA-mediated gene silencing. Gene Ontology annotation, molecular function: piRNA binding; protein binding. The transcript has 19 exons.